Molecule: messenger RNA, 964 nt
Organism: Paramecium sonneborni
Lineage: Eukaryota; Ciliophora; Oligohymenophorea; Peniculida; Parameciidae
Source: the annotation of a GenBank genome assembly
AUGGGUAAUGCUUGCAAAUAAUAAGCACUGGAUAUUAUUGAAAUAACAUAAGUAGACUACAUAUCUGAAUCUUAGAGAAAUGAACAUGAGAGUAUUAAAAGUAUGAUACUAUUAUGAAUAUGAAGUAGUAAUUUGGGAUUCCAAAACAGAGAGAUUUUUGAAGACAAGAUUAAAAAUAAAAAAAAAGUUAAAUAAAGAAAUUGAAUAUUAGGAAGGUUGUGAAUCAUUCAUAAAAAUGUAAAAUUUUCAUCUACUUAAAAUAAAUUUAGUGAUUCGUUUAAAAAUUUUUCGGUAAGACCUAAAAAGUCAAUAAAUUUAGAAUAUAUUUAGAAUCAUAAAUGGAUUGGAUAAUAUGGAAAGAAAAUGUAGAAAAUUGGUAAGUGGACUGAGUCUUGGAAAGGAUAAAAGCUAAAAGGAGUUGGUGGGUAUUACUCUAAUGAUGGAAAAAAGGAAGGGUACUGGAAUGAACUAAUAAAAAACUAUUGGAGGUGAUGAAUUAUAAAUUAUUAUCUUAAAUAGUCGAGGCUAAGUCUAAGAAUUAGGAGAAUAUUUUAAUAAUUAAAGAAGAGGAGUAUGGAAAUAUAUAUAUUUUAAUAAUAUAAUGUAUUGAUAUUUAUCAUUAAUUAUAAGAGAUGGUGGAUUAUAUAAUGAAUAAGGUCAAAGAAAUGGUAAAUGGACAGAAUUAAGUGAUAAGUUUUGGGAGUAAUAUAGAUUCUAUAAAAAUAUGAUAGUUGUAGUUAAAUUAUAUAUCAUGGAGAAUACAAAAAUGGAAAUAAGGUUGGUAGAUGGGAUAUAUAUUUUGAAAAUAAAUUGAUGUAAAACAAUAUUUUUUAUAAAAGUGGUGGAGGAUAAUUUUAUGAAAAUCAAAGAAGUGAUGUUGUGAAAAAUGUAAUUAAAAUUGGUAGAUGGAUUGAACCCAGUGACUGGUUUUAUAAGUUAUGAUAAAUUAAUUAAAUUAUUAUUA